Molecule: messenger RNA, 1587 nt
Organism: Gilbertella persicaria
Lineage: Eukaryota; Fungi; Mucoromycota; Mucoromycetes; Mucorales; Choanephoraceae
Exons: 2
Coding region: 1-1587 (528 amino acids)
Source: RefSeq, a predicted model, not a curated record
AUGCCAGAUGAUGCUACUGCACACACUCACCAACCGUAUAAAAAGAAGAGCAUAGACCGUUCUAGAUACAGCGAAAAUCUAUCCAAUUUCUCAGAUUCCAAAUCGCGCAAGUUCCGCUGGUCGUCUUGCUUUUCAUUUGUUUCUAAAUUCAAGAAGCCCAAAACAAGCCAUACACAACAGAUUCGAUUAUCACAGUCGUAUGAAGAUUUUGAGCAGACAGAACGUCCUGUUAUUCACCAAUCCUCAGAAAUCAUUGUGAAAGCCAAAUCAGAAGAAUUCAAUUCGUCUUUUUGGCCAACACAGCCUCUACCAUUGCCACAACCUCAGUUACAGCCACUUUCUUCACUUUCUCCGCCACCCAGACAAGUUAAAUCUAAAAGAGAAAGUUACUGUCCCCCCAAAGAAAGUGUCCAGUAUAGCUCAAGCAUUACUACUGGUAGUAAUAGCCGACGCCCUCUUGUCGACCCUUCUCUUACGCCUCGAGUCAAACCUCGGUCUAUCAAGACCAAAAGGCAACCUUCUUUUCUACGCUUGUCUCUUGACGCCGAGGUACUUCAUUCUCCUGAAAGUCUGAAAGAAGAUAGUGAUAGCAUCACCACCUCUAAGACCAAUCGCUCAAGUGCUUCAUUGACGCCUACAGGAACAAACCCAGUUCCUUUUCGCAGUGGUACAUUAGGCAAUUCUAGAAUGAGCAGUAGUGUUUCGGUUCAGGUGCCGCCACCACCACCGCUUCCCCAGUUUUGUAUACCCUUUGAUCAUAGCCGACCUCAAUCUCAGCAAUCACCCACUACUUUUAUAUCUCAGCACGAUUCCCCUAUCACUAGUGCCAUCGACCAAAGUGACGAAGAAGUUGAAAAACUAACCCUGAAAGAACGAAGACAUCGUCGUAGUCCUCUCUCUACUCCUAAUACGGACCAGCUCACCUUAGCCCUCAAAGGCAUGCUCAUUGAUGAAGAGCAAGAAAAAGAGCCUAUGCUUCAAUCGUUGCCUCAAAUGAAAAACAAAAGACAGACCUACAAUGCUGACAGUACACAUGGAUGGCGCCAACAUUUGCUAGAACAAAGCAUCGCCUUCUCUUUCCAAGAUAAGUCCCGACAAGAAGCCAUGUUGUCUCUUGAAGGCAAAAAGCCCAAGACAAUUUCACUUCGGCCCAUUGCUCAAGUCCAUGAUCUCGAUAGCCAUUUUGACAAGACUAAAUCUGCCGAUGUUGGUCGGGAAAAGGCUCAAUAUGACGCUAUCGUUUCUCGUGCAACUUCGUUGCAUCGUCGCCAAUUGUCACACGAGGAAAAUAAGCGGUCCCAAAUAAAUAAUCAUCGUACAUCUCUACGUGCACGGUCGUCUUCUUACUUAGAGUCAGCCAAUGAACUGGGUAUCAUCUGUGAGGACAAAGUUAUGCCUACCAAGACAUUACUCUUUCCAAGCCAUCAUCUGACGGUUACGCCCGAGACUCCACCUUAUCAUAAACAAACAGCCCCUUCUUUGAUCUCUGCUCCUUCUACACCUAAUUCCAUUGACUCUUGUGUCAUGGAACAAGAUGAUUAUCUUAGCCAUAAAAAACAUGUCUCCCUUGUCUCUUCUUCUGAAUGA